Messenger RNA from Diabrotica virgifera virgifera (western corn rootworm), 7936 nucleotides. Its product is annotated as ankyrin repeat domain-containing protein 12-like. Gene Ontology annotation, cellular component: early endosome; recycling endosome; trans-Golgi network. The record is from RefSeq and is a predicted model, not a curated record. Gene Ontology annotation, biological process: endosome organization; receptor recycling; retrograde transport, endosome to Golgi. The transcript has 8 exons. NCBI's taxonomy places the organism in Eukaryota, Metazoa, Arthropoda, Insecta, Coleoptera, Chrysomelidae. Bases 487 to 3255 code for a protein of 922 amino acids.
AAAACAGUCGACUACAGACAUCGACGCAGCCGAUCGCAAUACCCAUGUGCUUUACUUUUACUUCUUGUCGCGCUUCAAAGAACUCCAGCCAUCCACGGCACACUACGAUCAGCCUCGAGACAUCCCUCAACUGGUGUCUUCAUCGCUCCUGCGAAGUGCUCCUGCUACACGGUUUUCAAAAGUCCUUCUUCGCGUGUGAAGCCCCUAUGAACGCGGAUUGUCAUAUUACUAUAAACAUUUAUUCAACGUAAAAAAUGUAUUUUUUAGUUUACUAAAUCAACAGUGCCUGUAUAGUGGUAUUUUAUCCCACGUUAGGUGCCUAAUUGGUCGUGAAAUCAUUAGACAAAACAAUCGAAAAAGGUUUUAUUGUUGACGAUUGUGCAUAAUGGAAGUUUUGUGGUUAAAAGUGGGUUUUAUAUUGUGGUGUUUGUGUAAAUUCAUUUAAAUAUCUGUGCAUUUUUCCUGGUACUUUGAAAGGCGUUUACUAUGGACAAAAACGGCAAAAAUUGUAACAAAAUAUCUGGUUACCUAGAGAAGAAAGGAAAAAAGAAAAUGAUCUCGUCUUACAAGAAGUACUGGUUCGUUUUGGAAGGUGGACUUCUACUUUACUACCGAUCGAAAGACGACUACGAGAGUAUUUCACCUUGUAAAGGAUCCAUCAGCCUUGGGCCACCCUGUAUAGUUAAGCCAGGUUCCAAUCUUGUUGGAGUUUUUCAAAUACAAACUAGGACAGCAACUGUAACAUUGAGGGCAGAAAACUUAGAGGAACAAAACCGAUGGAUGCAAGCGAUCAUAGCCGAAAUGCAUCCCAAUAAAACCAGCAACAGAAUGAGCCACUUCAGGUACUCAAUGGAGAAUAUCCCACAAUCCAAAGAUCAAAUAAGAAACUCCACGCCUGAGUCAGAAUCUUCUCACAAUUCCAGCGAGGAUAUUAUCCACAGACUUCAAAAAAUGGGAGCUCAAUCAUACGGCAAUCCAAAAGAUACUUUGAGUAAAAUAGCUUCCCGGAAUAAAGAGAGAAAGGCACUAAAUUACGAAUCAGACGAAGAAGUAGAUUUAAGACCAAAAGCCGAAGAAUCAAAAUCGACAGAACAUAUUUACGAAAGAAUAUCAGGCGAAUAUUUAGACAAAUUAAACAAGAAGAAUAUUGUGAUUGACAACACGGAGAUAGAAAAUAUCGUACAGAAAGCAAUGACUUUGCCGAAUCAAGGAGUUAACACGUUAAGGAUAAAAUCGGAAGAAAAUAAAAGAAAAACUUAUAUUAUAGAAAAUGAUACGUACGCAAUAAGUAUACAACAAAAAGAAGUACCAAACACAAAUGAGAAAGAAAGCAAGAAAGACGAUAUCAAAAAUAAACGUUCUCUAUUUUCUGGUAAAUCGAGGCAAGUAGCUAAGUCUGUAGACACUGCAGAGCAAGACAUAAAAAAGAAAAAGAAGUUAAAACAUUCUAGAUCUUUUUUUAUGCACAGAAAGGAAUACAAUGAAGUCGAUUUUAUUGUGGAAAAUGACACAUAUGCGUCCGUUGAUAAAACAAACAAACAAAAACCAGAGGAUCUACCGAGAGACUUAAACGAAAAUGACGUAAAGAAUGAACUUUUAAAAACAGAAGAAGAAAAUGCCUAUUCCGUACCAUACCGAAACGACGAUAAUAAGACUGAUAAAGUAUACGAAGACAUCUAUGAAGAUAAUGUAGAAUACGCCGAACCCAGUGCGUUUCAAAACAAAGAAGAAAAGAGUAAAACGAAGAAGAAGAAAUCACGCGAAAAGAUGAAGGAAAACGCCGAUGAAGAGAAACCAAACAAGAAAGUCAAGAAGAGGCAAAGUUUUAUUAAAAGAGUGUGGAAGAAGAAAGAUAAACACAAAGACAAACAUGAGGAGAAGGUGGAAAAUAAAGUUGAAGAUAAAGUUGAAGAGGAGGAUGAGGAGGAAAUAUAUGAAACUGUACCUCCGACAGUAGUAGAAAAAGUAGCUGUUACGGAUAAUAAAACAGUUCAGAUGUUAUCGGAACUGCAGAAUAUAUUGGAACAUAAGAUGCCAAUUAUCAUAGAAAGAAUGUCGAAUGAAACGCAUUCACCAAAAUUACAAUCUCCAACAGGCAGUAUCUCUCCUACCAUAGCAGAAACACAAGAAAAUGUUAUACAAAGUAACGUAGAAAAUGUGACAGAACCACCUUGCCCGCUUUUACCACCGAAGGCUCAAAAACAAGAUGCGCUGUCACCUUUCCACGACGUCCCCACCAACAACAAACCAGUCGCAUUACCCCCAAAGAGAAGAAACACAGAACCUGUCAAAAGUUUAGACCAGAUCUUGGACGAACUCGACAACGAACAACAAGAGACAAACAAGAAAAACAAAGUUAAAAAACUGAUUAAGAAAUUCAGCGAACCUGAUUUUUACGACACUGAUGUUGUUUUAAGGACCCAAAAGAGCGGCAUCCAUAGGCCCGACAUACAUUCAGAUGAACUGAGUAGGUUGUUAGAAGAGUUAGUGAAGGUUACUAAUGCUCCUAUGCUGAUACCUGGAGUCACUUCUAGUCUUAAUGGAUCCACCUUGAGAGAUGAAGAGCUAUUAAAAUUGUUACCAGACAAACAAAGACGGUUUUCAGAACCGGAUUAUGAUAUUCCUCGGCCUCAUAAAUCACUAACGCUAGUGCCGAAGAAAGAAGAUGGAUCCGUGAAUGUUAUAGGCUCUACCAGAUUCUUCGGUCAUGUUUUAAAACCAUCUGGAGUCAUUAUAACAGAAAAAACAAACAAUUCAGGAAGCCUCUCGCAACUCAACAGUUAUGCUCCUGAUUCCUUAGAAGCUGAUAUAAACAAAAUAGCGUCGUUCCAUCUACAAUCUGGGAUGGAGAAACCUGUAUAUAUACCCAAAUACUACAAAUAUAUCGACAAAAAGUUAAUUGAACAACCUUCAUCUAUAAAAGAAGAUGUAAGUAGUCCACCUAUGCCCCCUCGAGAGGAAGAGGAUGAAGAUAUAGAAAAUCCUAUUUAUAUACCUAAAUAUUACAAAUAUAUUGAUAAAAGGUACAGCUCCAACCACAAAGACAACGAUAACAAUGACAAAAUCAAUAACAACUGCUCGCAGAUACCUGAAAAUACUACAGACUUUAUAAUAGAUAAUGAAAUCUAUGCAGAACCUAGGUCGCUUCCCAAAUUUCAAUUGGAGACUGAUAAACACGUUGAUUAUGAUCAAGAUGACGAAGUUUUUGUAGAUUCGUUAGAAGUUUGUAAAAACGAAGUGUCUACAGAAUUUUAAGAGGUCUACUCAACGUUUAAGGGGCUAUCCUAGUGUAAAAGUACGAAAUUCAUAUACAUUUUUGGGAAUUUCUAAAAUAAAAAGUACUAUACCAAUUGUUUUGAAAAUUUGCAUGAUCGUUUAUUAUAAAAAGAAGUACAUGUAAAACAAUUUUCACAAAAAAAUAUUGAAAAUUAAACGAUUUAUGCGCCAUCUACUGGCACCGUGAAAAUAAAAACAUAGCUCCACUGCUGCAGUGAUUGGGACUAAUAGAGAUCCUGAAACAUAAAAUUUCAAAGUUAUUAUUGAAACAUAAGUUAUUUUCUAUACCAUCAACUAGUGGUUUUUUGAUCGGAUAAAAAAUGACAAUUUGGCAAUUAUUGAAACUGAAAGUGUUUUAGCUAAUUAAAAAAAAAAUCAACAUUUUGUCAUUUUUCCAAAUUUUAAUAUUUUUCAAAAAUCUUAGUCAAUGGUAUAGGAAAUUACUUAUAUUUCAAUAAUCACUUUGAAAUUGUAUGUUUUAGGAUCUCUAUUAGUCCCAAUCACUGCAACAGUGGGGCCAUGUUUUUAUACUUUCACGGUGCCAGAAGAUGGCGCAUAAAUCGUUUAAUUUUUAAUAUUUUUUUAUGAAAAUUGUUUUACAUGCACUUCUUUUUAUUAUGAAUCAUCCUAUUAGAGGUAAAACUCACUAACUACACUUUUCAGAAAGUGGAGCAAAAUCGAUUUAAAGGUAGAUACAAAUUGUUUUUAAAUUCACAUGACUUGAAUAUUGGAAUUUUUUUAAUGCAACUUUAAAGAAUAAAUAAAAACAGAUAUUUUACGCCAUAUUUCGUCAGAGGAUCUAUGAUACAAUUAAUAUUAGAUUAAUUUUUGUACUUAAUGAAUUUUUCCAUGAACACAAUUAUUGGAUAUUGAUAUCCUAUUAGAGGUAAAAUUCACUAAAACUACACUUUGUACUUGAGUUUUUCCUUGAACACAAUUAUUGGAUAUUGAGAAGUUAAUGAAUUUGUCUCCAUAAAAUUUCGCUGACCUACAACAAACGAACUAUCAAAAAUAGCAGUCCAUUAUUUAAAAAGUUAACAUAAGUUUCGUUAUUCGAAAAUAAAUGAAAUUCUUUCAGAAUUUAUGACAGCCACAAAAGUCACCUGCUUAAUCGCAAAAUAGAUUAUGUUACCCUUUAUGUAAGCUAAGCUAUCACUGUUACAAAGAAAUUUAAACUCAUAUUUCUUUAAAAUGGCCGAACAGAUAAUACACACAAAUAUAAUGUACAGUUUCAACAAUACAAUGUAACAAACAAGUCGGCUGCUUAAUCACAAAAUAGAUUAUGUUAUUUAAUGUAUUGUUUGAAAGAUCACUAAGUACCGAUUCAGCAUUCCAGAUUGUAAGGAAAAAUUCAAGAAGUGCAAUAAUAAGUUUUAAUGAGUUUUACCCUGAAACCGAAAUUCACAAUAAUGCACUUAGUGAGUUGUACCAUAAAUUAUUUCAGCAAUUAGAAGGGUUAGAGCCCCAGGUGACUUCUCCAGGGCUGGGCAGUACCGUAUUGAGUUCAAAUUGAUGAAAAAUUAAAAAUCUCAAAAAAGGGCACUUAAUGAGUUUUACCUCUAAUAGAACGAAAUACUCAUGCAAAUUUACAAAACAAUUGGUAGGUAUAGUAUUUUUUAUUUUAAAAAUUCCCAAAAAAAGUAUAUGAUUUCGUACUUUUACACUAGGAUAGCCCCUUAAAAAGGACAACCAAAGCUGUGUUCACUUUUACCUUUUACAGUACGAAUUAAUUGUUAAUUGAUGUUAACUACGCAUUUGGAAACUAACGGAAUAUUUGACACUAAUUUGAUUCAUAAAUCUGGUACUGUAGUUCUAAGCGAAGGCUUUCGCCUUCUCAAGUUACUCAUUCUCUUCGGUUUUAAACUUUGAUUCUUAAAAGCACUUUGAUAUCAUCCAAUAUGUCGCUUUUGCCUUUAACAGUGCAACCAGAUGGGUUAGGUCUUGAGGAAAACUAUUAAUUCCGCACAAAUUAUUAUAGCCCAUACAGAAACUGUAAAAUGACGGAAAAAUAGGACGGGACACCAUUGACGCACUAAGUAACACAUCUUGAUUUUUUCAAGGUUUUAUUAUUUUGAAAAAAUAGGAUCUUCAACUGAUGCUUUUGUAAACUUGGACAAAACUUUUUAUUAUCGGAUUUGAAUUUACCAACUCAUUUUUAAACAAAAACUUAAUAGGUGGUCCGAUAAGUACUUAGCCUCGCCGCCCGAUGGCGCCUCUAUGUGCCCACACGCGGUCACUCUUGCUCACUCAGGACAAGAGCAACCAUGAAACAGAGCAGUAUUUGAGACUUCUUCUUCUUUAAGUUCCAUCUUCUAUUGAAGUUUGGAAUUCAUCAUGGCAAUGCGGACCCUGUUGACUGCCGCUCUAAAUAGCUCUGCACUACUGCAUUCGAACCAUUCCCUUAAGCUCUUAAGCCAGGAUGUUCUUCGUCUUCCCACAUUUCGCUUUCCUCGAAUUUUGCCUUGCAUAAUAAGUUGUAAUAAUGAGUAUUUUUGCCCUCUCAUCACAUGUCCCAAAUACUCAAGUUUGCGUCUUUUGAUGGUUAAUAUUAUUUCCGCUUUAUUUCCUAUCCUUCUAGUUACUUCUACGUUUGACAUUCUUUGCAUCCAUGAUAUUCGUAGGAUUCUUCUGUAACACCAAAAUUCAAAGGCGGCGAACUUAUUCAGAUGGACUUGUUUUAAUGUCCACGCUUCCAAGACAUAAAGAAGAGUAGAGAACAUGUAACACCGAAGCAUAUUUGAGGCUGCUGAAGCGUAAUCAGAAGAUGCUUCUACGUUGUUUCAUAAAUGUCAACGAAACAUGCAUCCACUGGUACAUACCAGAGACCAAGGAAUAGUCGAAACAGUGGACUUUAUCCCGCGAAUGUGAAGACUGUUCUAUCGACCGGAAAGGCGAUAGCCACCGUUUUCUAGGAUACACAAGGUGUAAUCUAUGUCGACUUCUUGUAAGAGGACAAAACGGUCACAGAGCUUUACUACACCAAAUUAUUGGGCCGAUUCGACGUCAAAUUGCAGAGAAACAACCCCAAUUGGCGAAAAAAAAAAGUGCUCUUCCACAAUGCCAACACAGCGGCUCACACCUCCGCCGUCGCCAUGGCCUUACUGGGCUACGAGCUGCUGUCUCAUCCACUAUAUUCUUCAUAUUUGACCCCGAAUGACUUCUUUUUGUUUCCAAGCUUGAAAAGGUCUGUACUGAACCCGCUAUAGUGUUCUAAAGUCCUACGUAAGAAAAGUCAAUUACCUUACAGCUACGGCUUCCGAAGUCUCAGCAAAUACACGAACCGGUUGACGUCCCCUGCGAUGAGACACCACCUUCAGUAUCCGUCACUGUGUCACUGCACCCGGGUCCCAGCUAGCCCGUCAUUUAUUAUUCCAAUUCUACACUCUCGACGACAACUUCCGACAUUGUUAGUACGGUAUUACGCGAAUUCGUAUUUUUCUCCGCGGAUCACUAUUGCAAAAAUUCGCACCCGAUCGCACUCUUUCCGCAAAGAAUUAACCCGUCACUUAAUAAUGCUCCUCAUUCGCUCGUCGCUCACACACACGCCAAGAAAAAAAUUCAAAUCGUCCUUCCUCGACAGUUGUCACAGCACACUGCCCCAAAAACCAAUAACGUUAAAAUAAUUCUUCGAAUCUGUUCCUGUCGUCUAUUAAAAGUUUUAACAUCGAAAAGAAAAAUAAACUCAUUGAUCUUUAUCACUAUUCUCAAAAGUGUACCGAAGGUAUUCCGGAAAGGUUUAUCAGACUCGACUCAGAUGGUUUAAAGAAGUUGGAGCAUCGCUUAUCCAGCUAAAACGAGACUAUGUUGAGCAAUAAAUCUCCUCUUUUCCAAAAUGUUCGUUUUUCUUUUAUAGGCUAAGUACCUACUUAUCAGACCGCCAUAGUAUUUCUGUAAUCUAUUUAUGUGUUUCUAAAGCAGCGUGCUCUAUAACAAUAGUGUUUAAUUGCCGCUUAUAUUUCUCUCAUAUUGAAAGAUUCUUAAAGAAUACUAGCAGAGUUCUUGCCGCAUUUGAUCUACAUCACCUUUGAAAAAAUAAUUGUACCAUUUUGCUCACAUUUCAAAGCAUAGUACUUGCAAUUUAGUUACCAAAGUACUUUAAUAUUAAUCCUACGAAUAUGGUAUCAAAGUAACUAAGAUUUUGUCCGACUCUCUUCUGAAGUCUUUUAACUUCUCAUUUUUUCAAAUAGAGGUCACAACAAGCGUACAGUUCACCAAACAUAGCUGAAAGUGUGAAAAUAACCACGCUCAUAAUGCGCAUUCGUCUUACGGCGGAACUCUCACUCGCACUGACGGUCCAGACCGUUUGUAUGUGCGUUCUCACUUCACUGUUCGCGCAGGCAAUGGGAAUUUCACACUUUCAGCUAUAUUUGGCAAACUGUACACUGGUACAUUAUUUGAUAAUAAUUUUCAAACUGGCAAGUCUUUUCGAGCCCCAAAAGGUUUUCUUCAUGAAGUUUUUCAUUACUUUUUGACAAUGUUCAUUUCUCUGAUGCAUAUACAAAGAUUGGUCUUUUCAGAAUACUUUUCCAUUACCUUGAUACCAUAUUCUUUUGAAGUCUACAAUACCAAAGAUAUUUAGUAUUUUUAGUUUGUGUUUUAUAUCUAUCUUUAUUAUGUAUUUAAAGUUUUCAAUAUACACAUAAUAAAAAAGUUGUAUGUA